Messenger RNA from Electrophorus electricus (electric eel), 1744 nucleotides. RefSeq names its product BUD13 homolog (gene bud13). Gene Ontology annotation, cellular component: RES complex; U2-type spliceosomal complex. Gene Ontology annotation, molecular function: RNA binding. Gene Ontology annotation, biological process: mRNA splicing, via spliceosome. NCBI's taxonomy places the organism in Eukaryota, Metazoa, Chordata, Actinopteri, Gymnotiformes, Gymnotidae. The record is from RefSeq and is a predicted model, not a curated record.
GAUGGCUACUUCCGAAAGCUUAGGGAACAGUGCUGCUAUUUCAAAAGCGGAUUACUUGAAACGCUACUUAUCAAACGACGGAGAUGUCCAAAAGUCAAAAGAAAAGAAACUUAGGAAAAAACGCAUUAAGGCCACUGGGAGAGGGAUGAAGAUUGUUGAUGAUGACCUUGACUGGAGGCAACUGGCUGUAAAUGAAGAGAAGGAGAACAAGGAUGAAGAUGACGAGGAAGCGCCUGUGGUUGCAGAGGUGAUAGAUGAACGUCCAGAUGAAAUCAAGCAGUUAGAAGCAUUUCGAACUAGUAGCAAGUGGAAAGUAAUGGGAGAUUAUGAUGUUGAAUACGAAGAGUCCUAUUUUUCGCAAUCAUUGAAAAGCUCAGAAGUCAAGGGCAAUAGAAGGGGCCAACGUGGUUCUCUUGAGAAUUCUCCAGUGCGAAGAGCACGCCAUGACUCCCCUGAUCUUUCACCACAAAGGAGAGUUUGUCACAAGUCUCCAGAUAUUUCAGCCCCAAGAGACAAACCAGAUCCAAAGCACAGGCGACAUGACUCAUCAUCUCCUUCUCCUCCACGAACGAGUGCAAAUAGCUUCCCUUCCAAAACAGAAAGGCAUCUUAGAGAUUCUUCUGAGAGAGAGAAAUACAAGUCCUCUUCAGGUGGCCAAGUUCCAGACCCAGACCUCUCGCCACCCCGGAGGUGUGUCAGGCGGGGCUCAGACUCUGAUCUGUCCCCACCCAGGAAAAGAGCUCAGGGGGGCAGAGGGUCUGAUUCAGACCUGUCACCUCCCAGGAAGAAACGGCAGGGUGGCCAUGGAUCAGACUCUGACCUCUCCCCACCUCGCAGGGCAUGCACUGUUGCAGCACAGGCAGGCCCUUGUAUGUUAUCUGGUGGGGCUGCUGGCCUGGUGUCUGUGGAAACAUUGAGGAAAGAGCAGGAGGAAAUCCGCAGAAAAGAAAAACACAACCAGCCCCUGGAAGAGGCAUCCCGUCAUGCGGAGACUGUGUUCAGAGAUAAGACUGGAAAGAAACGUGACUUGGAGUCCGAGCGCGCAGAGCAGAGCAGGAAAGCUGGAGAGAAGGCUGAGAAGGAUGAGAAAUAUGCUCAGUGGGGUAAAGGACUGGCCCAGAGUCAGAUGCAGCAGCAGAACGUGGUUGAUGCAGUGCGGGAGGCUCAGAAGCCCUUGGCACGACACAUUGAUGAUGAGGACCUGGACCGGAUGCUAAGAGAGCAGGAGAGGGAUGGAGACCCCAUGGCUGCUCUACUGCGCAAAAAGAAGGAAAAGAGCUCUAAAACUAAAGAGGUCAAAGAGAGACCUCGUUACAGGGGUCCACCUCCACCCCCAAACCGUUUUAACAUCAUGCCUGGAUACCGCUGGGAUGGAGUGGACAGGUCCAAUGGGUUCGAACAGAAGCGCUACAGCCGGAUGGCUGAUAAGAAAGCUGUGCAGGAGGAAGCAUACAAGUGGAGUGUGGAAGACAUGUAGACGUGCAUUGAGACCCAAUGGAAUGUGGAAGACGUAAAUGUGCAUUGAGACCCCAAAGGACAUUCCUACAUACUGUUUUACUUCGGUUCACCAGCAUGGCCCCCACUGUCUUAAAGGCAUUUGAACGGACCAGUUGAUGAAAAUGUCCCUUUUUGUUAUUAUCAUCUGGAUAACACAUAACAGAAAAUAGAUUUUGUGAGUUUUAAGGAGUUCAGUGCUUGUAUAUGAGUGUCAAAUUUACCUUAGGAGAGUUAUUAAAUGUUAUGU